Molecule: messenger RNA, 2392 nt
Organism: Peromyscus leucopus (white-footed mouse)
Lineage: Eukaryota; Metazoa; Chordata; Mammalia; Rodentia; Cricetidae
Gene: Pola2
Product: DNA polymerase alpha 2, accessory subunit
Exons: 18
Coding region: 282-2084 (600 amino acids)
Biological process (GO): DNA replication; DNA replication initiation
Cellular component (GO): alpha DNA polymerase:primase complex
Molecular function (GO): DNA binding
Source: RefSeq, a predicted model, not a curated record
CGGUCCUCGCGCAAGCGCGCGCCGGGCAAAGCAUUUGGCGGGUUUUUCCCGGCUCUACUUCUCACCCAGAAGCCAAGCAGUAAUUCGGAAGCAAGUUUUCUCUCCGGAAAGAGUUUUCUUUUUGUUGACGUAUUUCUCUGUGACCGGGUGGUUGAGCUCUUCUGAGGGCGUGGGCCAGUUGUCUCUCGUGGCGCGUCCGGCAUCUUCCCCCAAGGCGAAAGGAGAAGCCUCUGCUGAGCAGACUUGAGCUGAGGUCGGAGCCCGGCCCCUCCCGGGUCACGAUGGCUGUGUCCACCCAGCAGCUGGCGGAGGAGCUACAGAUCUUCGGCCUGGACUGCGAGGAGGCCCUGAUGGGGAAACUGGCAGAGCUGUGUGUUCUGUACAGACAGACGGAGGAGGGGAUGGUAAGUGAGCUUAUCGCCUUCUGCACCAGCACAGGGAAAAUGCACCUUACUGCAGAGAUCCUGAGCUCCUUCGAACACGAGGUUCUAAACAAGAAAGUAUCCAAAGCCUGGCACAGUGCCUCCAAGGACAGCGGGCAUGCAGGAGCCAGGGACAUUGUUUCCAUACAAGAGCUGAUUGAAGCGGAGGAAGAAGAGGAGAGCCUUUUGAACUCUUAUACCACACCCUCUAAGGGUCCUCAUAAGCGAGCUAGCAGCACCCCAGAAACCCCCCUAACAAAAAGGAGUGUCUGCACUCGUAGCCCACAUCAGCUUCUCUCACCAUCGAGUUUCUCCCCGAGUGCCGCCCCCUCCCAGAAAUACAGCUCCAGAACCAAUCGAGGAGAAGUGGUCACCACAUUCGGCUCAGCACAGGGCGUGUCCUGGUCUGGGAGAGGAGGCUCUGCAAGUGUCAGCCUGAAGGUCAUGGGAUACCCAGAGCCACUCACAGGCAGCUACAAAGCCAUGUUUCAGCAGCUCUCAGAUAUCCGUGAAGUUCUGACCUGUAAGAUAGAGGAGCUUGGCAGCGAACUGAAGGAGCAUUACAAGAUUGAGGCUUUUACUCCCCUCCUGGAACCAGCACAAGAGCCUGUCAUCCUGCUGGGCCAGAUUGGCUGUGACAGCAACGGCAAGCUGAACAGCAAGUCGGUGAUUCUCGAGGGAGACCGGGAACACUCCUCGGGCACUCAGAUUCCCGUGGAUUUAUCCGACCUCAAGGAAUAUUCUCUCUUUCCUGGACAGGUUGUAAUUAUGGAAGGAUUCAACACCACUGGUAGGAGACUUACUGCCACCAAGCUCUAUGAGGGGGUACCGCUGCCAUUCUAUCAGCCCACCGAAGAGGAUGGCGAUUGUGAGCAAACUAUGGUUUUAGUUGCCUGUGGGCCUUAUACCACCUCUGACAGCAUCACAUACGACCCCUUGCUUGAUCUGAUCGCCAUCAUCAACCAUGACCGGCCUGAUGUCUGCAUCCUGUUUGGACCCUUCCUGGAUGCUAAACACGAGCAGGUGGAGAACUAUCAGCUGACGAGCCCGUUUGAAGACGUUUUCAAGCAGUGCCUGAGAACAGUCAUCGAGGGAACGAGAAGCUCCGGCUCCCACCUUGUCUUUGUCCCGUCUCUGAGGGACGUGCAUCAUGAACCCGUGUACCCGCAGCCACCCUUUACCUUCCCUGAGCUGCCUCGGGAGGACAAAAAGCGAGUGCAGUUUGUGUCCGAGCCCUGCAGCCUCUCCAUAAAUGGAGUGAUGUUUGGCUUGACGUCCACGGACCUGCUGUUCCACAUCGGGGCUGAGGAGAUCUGUAGCCCUUCUGGGACUUCAGACCGAUUCAGCCGAAUCCUCAAGCAUAUCCUGACGCAGAGAAGCUACUACCCACUCUACCCGCCCCAUGAGGACAUGGCCAUAGACUACGAGAACUUCUAUACCUAUGCCCAGCUACUCUUCACCCCUGACGUCUUCAUCGUGCCGUCAGAGCUGCGGUACUUCGUGAAGGACAUCCUUGGCUGUGUCUGUAUAAAUCCUGGGCGGCUCACCAAAGGACAGGUGGGUGGCACCUUCGGCCGCCUCUACCUCAGGAGACAGCCCAGGGCCGUGGACAGUAAGGGCAGGCCGGGCCUGAGUGUGGCCGCGCAGGUGGUCAGAAUCUGAGUCUUGAGCCUCAGUCAUGUGGCCUCCCCGACACCAGGAGCCCAGGUCUGACCCUCUGAUGACCAGACUGUUGAAGCACCUGACAGGGAUCUGUUGGUGACAAGGAGCGGACCAGGACUGCGGGCCUGGGGUCCUGUGCAGCUGGGCCUUGAUCUGAGUCGUGCCUCUCGCCUCUCCCUUCUUCACAUAGAAGUCUAUGGAGACAGCCUGCCCAGAAAGGCAGGAAAACCUCAGGGUUUUCUGUGUGAAUCGGACACAGCGUUUAGAAAAAUAAAUAUAAAUUUUUAGUAAAACUGAUUUUAAUCUAU